AUGACAUCCAAUUCCAAUUCCAACCCCAAUCCCACCUCCCCAAUCCCCAUCAUCGACUUCUCCCCCUUCCUGCACCCCACAACCCCCACCUCCCGUCUCCAAACCGCCAAAGCUCUCGUCGACGCCUGUCGCCAGGUCGGUUUCGUAUACAUCAUAAAUCACGAUAUCCCCUCCUCAUUGCUCGACGAAGCGUUCGCCAUAACGAAAAGACUCUUUGAUCUCUCACACGAAGAGAAGAUGCAGGCGGAGCAUCCGCCAGGUCCAACUGUACAUCGAGGAUAUUCGUAUCCCGGGUUGGAGAAGGUGUAUCAGGUGAUUAGUGAUGAUGCUGCGUUGGGGGAGCAGUUGAGAGGAGUGAGGGAUGUUAAGGAAAGUUACGAAAUCGGUUCCGAACAAAACCCCUCCCAACCCAACAUCUGGCUCCCCGACUCCACCCUCCCCCAUUUCCACCCCUUCAUGCAAUCUUUCUACCACCUCCUAUCCAGCACCGCCCACGAAAUCCUCCUCGCACUCGGUGCCGGACUCGAGCUUCGAGAUCCCUCCUUCAUAGCGAAUUUUCAUUCGGGGCAUGGAAAUCAACUGCGCCUCUUACAUUAUCCCCCCAUUCGCGCUUCAGAAGUAGAGUCGGGGCUUGCGGUGCGCAUGCCGGCGCAUAGUGAUUGGGGAAGUAUCACGAUGGUAUUUCAGGAUGAGUGUGGAGGGUUGGAGAUUGAGGAUCCGGGGAGGCCGGGGGUGUUCAUUAGGGCGGACCCGGUUCGAGGUGCGAUUGUAAUGAAUGUGGGGGAUUUGUUGAUGAGGUGGAGUAACGAUGACCUCAAAUCCACACUCCAUCGCGUUCAAAUUCCUCCUCUAGCGUCUCGCUAUACGGCAAUUGAUGAAGGAGAAAGAAUGACUCAAGCUCGCUAUUCUAUCCCCUAUUUCUGUGGACCGGAUCCGGAUAAAUUGAUAGAGGUUCUUGGGGAAUGUGUAAAGGACGGGGAAAAAGCAAAGUAUGAACCGAUUUUGGCGGGGGAAUAUUUUAGGAUGAGGGGCGCGUUGCAGUAUCAGAGUUAG
Messenger RNA from Sclerotinia borealis F-4128, 1053 nucleotides. The record is from the annotation of a GenBank genome assembly. Lineage: Eukaryota; Fungi; Ascomycota; Leotiomycetes; Helotiales; Sclerotiniaceae.